AUGGGAGACUGCUGGAGACACCACAGUGGUGGUACCGCUGAAGACAGCGGCAGGAAGAUUGCUGGAAGAACCUGCGAAGACUCUGCUGGAACUGAUGGAAGUGGUCCUGCCGUGGACAGUGGGAUAGGUUCUGACGGGGAGAGUAGUAUGGAUUCUUCUGGAGAUGGUGAGUGGAACCCAACACAAGACGAUGAAGAAAGUCUUACUGAAGACUAUGAAAGAAACACAAAUGGAGAAAGAAGUGGGAGACUUGAUGUAGGUGGAGGUGGAAGAGUUCCUGCAGACGGUGGAGGGCUUGACGCAGCUGGUGCGUGUGUAGGUCUUACUGGAGGCUGUGGGCGUGAAGACUCUGACGGAGACGGUGAAAGUGGACGCCCUCGUGAAAACUGUGGAACACCAGCUGGAGACAGUGCUGGUGGAACACCUAGUGGAACCAGUGUAGGUGGAACACCUAGUGGAACCAGUGUAGGUGGAACACCUAGUGGAACCAGUGGAGGUGGAACACCUAGUGGAACCAGUGGAGGUGGAACACCUAGUGGAACCAGUGUAGGUGGAACACCUAGUGGAACCAGUGGAGGUGGAACACCUAGUGGAACCAGUGUAGGUGGAACACCUAGUGGAACCAGUGUAGGUGGAACACCUAGUGGAACCAGUGGAGGUGGAACACCUAGUGGAACCAGUGGAGGUGGAGGCCCUGUAGGACACGGCGGGGGACAAAGCCCUACAAGGAAGGGAAUAGUGGAACCAGGACACCCCAGUGUAGCGUGGAACCAGUCACGCCUGUAG
Molecule: messenger RNA, 786 nt
Organism: Procambarus clarkii (red swamp crayfish)
Lineage: Eukaryota; Metazoa; Arthropoda; Malacostraca; Decapoda; Cambaridae
Source: RefSeq, a predicted model, not a curated record